Sinocyclocheilus rhinocerous is the source of this 1685-nucleotide messenger RNA. Its product is annotated as double-stranded RNA-specific adenosine deaminase-like. Gene Ontology annotation, molecular function: tRNA-specific adenosine deaminase activity; double-stranded RNA binding; adenosine deaminase activity. Gene Ontology annotation, cellular component: nucleolus; cytoplasm. The coding region runs from base 109 to 1128 and encodes 339 amino acids. NCBI's taxonomy places the organism in Eukaryota, Metazoa, Chordata, Actinopteri, Cypriniformes, Cyprinidae. The record is from RefSeq and is a predicted model, not a curated record. Gene Ontology annotation, biological process: adenosine to inosine editing; RNA processing. The transcript is spliced from 7 exons.
CGCUGUGUGAAGGGAGAGGAGCUUAGCCUUCGAGGGGACACCAUUAAUGACUGCCACGCAGAAAUCAUCUCCAGGAGAGGCUUUAUCCGGUUUUUGUACUGUGAGCUGAUGAAGCAUUGGGAAAGCCCUGGUGAUGAGACUGUUUUUGAGGUGGCAGACGAUGGGAAGCUGAAGAUCAAACCUGACAUCACCUUUCAUCUGUAUAUUAGCACUGCUCCAUGUGGUGAUGGUGCUCUGUUCGAUAAGUCGUGCAACGAGGCCGCCGAAUUAAACGGCUCUCAGCACAUGCCUCUCUUCGAGAACGUUAAACAGGGAAAGCUCAGAACCAAGGUGGAGAAUGGUGAAGGUACCAUCCCAGUGGAGUCCAGUGAUAUUGUGCCCACCUGGGAUGGCAUUCAGCAUGGUGAGCGCCUGAGGACCAUGAGCUGCAGCGACAAGAUCCUGCGUUGGAACGUGCUCGGUCUACAGGGCGCGCUCCUUAGCCACUUCAUCCACCCCGUCUAUUUGAGCUCUAUCACUCUUGGGUACCUCUACAGCCAUGGUCACCUGACUCGAGCGGUAUGCUGCCGUUUGGCCAGAGACGGGGAUGUGUUCAAAAAGAGUUUACCAGCAAACUUUACUCUCAACCACCCUGAGGUGGGCAGGGUGAGUGUGUAUGACUCGACACGCCACACAAAUAAGACCAAAGAGUCCAGCGUUAACUGGAGUCAUCCAGACCAGAUUACCGUGGAGGUGCUGGAUGGCACCAAGGGCAAAAUGGACAGUCCCAAGAUGGAGGUAUCGCGGGUUUCCAAGUCCAAUCUGUUCCGUCUCUUCCAUGCUUUGUGCCAGCGUGCAGGCCGAGCCGAUCUGUUGGCACUACCGUCCUACGCCCACGCUAAGAUGGCCGCCACUUCAUUCCAGGAUGCCAAGAGGCUGUUCUUCCUGGCGCUGAACCAACAUGGAUAUGGCGCCUGGAUCGGGAAGCCCUUGGAAGAAAAAAGUUUUGAGGGAGAAGCCAGAAGCUCUGAUCUAAGGGGAGGAAGCGGAGACGGACAGGCGCCAGGCCCUCCAGGUUGCGCUGUUGACCCCAAUAGCUGCUUGAGCUCAAACAACAACAACUUUAACUCUGCAGCACAGGGCUUUUAGGGAUAGAGAAAGAUGAAGAGAGAAGGGAUGGAGGGAGUGGAGGAGUGGCGAGCGGCAAAGAGAGAAAGAAUUGAGGAGGUUUAUCUUGUAGAGAGGGAGAACCAGGGUAAGCCUGUGGCUUUGGGAUUUCAACUUUAACCAUCAUGACAAAGCAGAAAUGGAUGCUGCCAUGGCAACAGAGCUAUAAACCCAAGGCAAAUUGGACUUUAUGAGACAUGAAGUAGAAGAUUUUCUUUUUUAGAAAGCUAUAUCUACAGGGUUGCAUUUGUUGUAGUGGGUUUCCCGCUCUCAUUUUUUCCCACUUGCUACCAUCACAAUACUGUGUUAUGUGAAUGCGUGGCCACAUUGCUCUCAUAGUCUUUUUGAUUCAUAUGAUACAUUUAGGUAUUUCUAACUCAAUAAAAAGAAUAAUGAUUGACAGCCGAUGCUAGUCAGGUCACGUAUUUAGAGACAUUCAGUUGGGUUGCAAUGGAUCCUUUGUGACUUGAAGUGGUUUAAGGGUUAGUUCACUCAAAAACUGAAAAUUGUCAUCAUUUAUUCACCCUCACGCUGUUCUA